Bipolaris maydis ATCC 48331 is the source of this 1533-nucleotide messenger RNA. RefSeq lists its product as uncharacterized. The record is from RefSeq and is a predicted model, not a curated record. NCBI's taxonomy places the organism in Eukaryota, Fungi, Ascomycota, Dothideomycetes, Pleosporales, Pleosporaceae.
CCCAAUACACUGUCCAACGUGUGUGGCAGCAGCAAAUCUCUCCCCAAAGCCUCCUUGCCCAAGCAAGAUCCGCCCGCAAGGCUCUCAAGUCAGGGUCAUCAGCUCGCCGCCAUGCAUAUAUCAGGGCAACUCGCAUCCGAACAGGCAGGUGAUGGUAGCAUGAACUACAAUCCGGUCACUCCCCACGCAUCCCCAGUGCCGAAAGCUCCCCCUUGCAACUCUAAGGUCGAUUUGGAAGCGGAAAAGACCCCACCGCCUGGUUUCCCAAAGUCGCUUGGCGAACGUCUUGAAUCUUCCGAUACCGAUCCUUAUGCUUUCCUAAAGUCCUUCGACACCAUCUUCCUCAUUGAUGAAAGCGGAUCAAUGGCUGGCCGCUCAUGGAAAGAGACCAGGAAGGCUUUGAAGGAAUUCACUCCGAUCUGCACCCAGUAUGACGGAGAUGGCAUCGACCUCUACUUCUUGAACCACAUCAACUCCUCACCCUACAAGAACAUCACUUCUACCCGAACUGUAGUCGAGAACUCUCAGACCGUCGGCUCCAGUGGUGCAAGGCCAACGGGCGAGUAUCUCCAGGAGAUCCUCAAGCCCUACCUCCAUCGCUAUGAGAUAGCCCCUAAAUCCAUCAAGCCAAUCAACAACAUCGUCAUCACUGAUGGUGAGCCAACCGACGAUGGGGAGGCUCCCAUCAUCCCGGCAGCGAAGAAGCUGGGUGAGAUAGAAGCGCCCGCAUGGCAAGGGGGCACCCAGUUCUUCCAGGCUGACAAGAAGGAGUAUGUGCGUGUGGCCUUCAAUCAGAUGACUGGUGGACUUGCGAAACUCCCUGGCCACGAGAAGAUUCUCAUGCCCUACCUGCAGAAAGUAUCAUCGACGCGAUACAGAGCAUUCCCCGAUACAGCCCCGAAAGACUGUGGCCGCUCCCGUACGAGAUCCCGCGCCCAAUCCCCCCGUGUCAACCCCGCAGCACUCACUUUCCUCACUUUAUUUGCCCAGCUGCCGAUCAUUCAAGCUGCCCCUCAACACAUAUCAACAGCGUGGGGCAUACCGAUCUUCAAUACGCUCAGCGCAGGAACAGGCAUGGCGAUCUCAACCUUUAACGACGAGGCAAACACCAAUCCCGUCUUGUUCUGGGUUGUAUACGGAUCCUGGAUUGCAUCAGCGGUAACGGUCGUCGGGUUCACUACCUCUUCCAUCAAGAAGGGCUCUCGAUUGCGAUAUUUAUGUACCUUUGUCCUCGUAGAAUUCAUCCUCCUGACCAUGAUCGCACUUUCGUCAAUUAGUGACCAGGGGUUCGAAACAAAGACUCUAAAGGAGUGGAUGCCUUUGUCAACGAUCAUUAUUGCAGGUGGUUUGACGGCGGGGUUUAAGAGGGUGGCCUGAUUGUUAUGUUGAAAGCAAUACGAGACGACUGAAAGGUCGCGUGAAUGAUUUUGAUAUUUUUGCAUUUAUAGCGUUUUCUUUUGUAUAAGUCUUUUACACACUUUCGACUAUCAAAACUAACAACCAUAGUAGAACUUGAAUUACAAUGGUUUUAAA